Molecule: messenger RNA, 1439 nt
Organism: Amoebophrya sp. A25
Lineage: Eukaryota; Dinophyceae; Syndiniales; Amoebophryaceae
Source: the annotation of a GenBank genome assembly
CCCCAAGCAGUAUGUUGCGCAAGGUAAUGAACACGUCGUAGGAGUCCUGAGGCUCAACAUUCGCGUCAUGCGUGUUCGCGGUGCUAAAAAUACUUCACUCAGAUGAAAAAAUAGAUGCAACAUAUUUAUUCACAAAUGUUUGCAGUUCAGAAAUGGAGAUCCAGAGACGCUAUUCGAAAAUACUUAGAAGACGUCUGAGAACAGAAGGCUGGAGAUCCAGAGCCUCGCACUUCCGAUAUGAUAGUGCAACUACAGUAGCUGACUCUCAUAGAAUUACUUAUCAUCGGCUAUCCUUUAAACAGGCGUUGUACUUGUAACUACCUAGUUACAACUUCUCAUGAAGAUACCUCCAUCGUUCUUCACACGACCUACGCCUUCAUCUAUCACGCAUAUUAAGCAUCAUUCAUCAAAUAGAUUCAUUAUCUUCACUAAAAAAUUCGAAUGAAUAAAAUACAAAGCUUCAAGCACCACGAAAAAGAUGGCCUGCUCCAGCACCGGAAAUGGUAACAAGUUUCUGUCGAACGAUAGCGACCACAGUCCGAACGUGUUUGUCGUUUGGCUAUUACCCAGCAAUGAAGCAAAGCUGUACGAUCGUCUACAAGAUUGUAUCAACAAACUAGCGAAAGAAAACUCGACGCCGACCUUCGUUCCCCAUAUAACAGUCUGUGGCGCGAUUCAUCAGCUCGAGGCGGAAGAAAUAUGUAACCGGGUUCGAGAGGUUGUUGUUGCAGUAGCUUCUGAGUCUGGCUCUGGUUGUAAUGGAGGAGGUAGCAAUCAAAACAGAGGACCGCUUCUUGACCUGGACUUCGUUUCUGUUGGUUCUCAAGAAAAUUUCUGGGCACAAGACCUGUACCUGGAAGUAAAACAGACCGAACCAUUCUUAAGCUUAACAAGGAAGGUACAGGAGAAAUUAUUGAGCUCCAGCACCACGGGUGAGCGUGAGCGGAGUCUGUUCGCUCCUCCCUGUACAGUGCCUCAUUUAAGCCUGUUGUACCCGAAGGGCGGACACUCAGAACUUGAAGUCCUCGACGGAGCAGAGGGAGAAAAGCCUGAAGAUGCGCCUGCCUUGAUGAAGAUAAGGACGUUCUACACACAGUUGCGGGAAAGGAUAAAGGAGGAGUUUUUAGCUAAGGACGAUGGAAGUGCGAGUUCUUCAGCAUCGUCAGUUGGUGAAGAUUGUCUAGCUGUUGUACAAAUUGGCGGACGUACGGCUGAAGGUGUGAACAUUUCACGAGGAUGGCAAGGAAUACCAGACUGGAAAAUUGUCGAGAAGAUACCACUAAAACCCUGAGGACUUUCAUCAUUUAUGUUUAUGAAGAUCAUCAUCAUUGUCUGUACUUGCACUGAAAGGGCGAUGAACAGAUAUUAUCUACAAGCGACAUCAUGAUCAUCAUAAUGAAGUGCAGUAUGCAUUAUAGAUACUGUCACGACGUUCUUUG